CACUUUGUUUUCCAGGUCCAUGUUUAUGCGUCCUAUGGGUCCCCUCCUCCUCCUAUCCGGGAUCCCACGGCCGGGCUCAGUUGGCCUCCGGCUCCGCUGCGGACACGGGGAACCUGCGGAACUCCCGCACCGCCACUCAGCAGCCACUCGCCCGGCGCCGUCGAACUUCCGCCGCCCAGACCGCCGCAGCCGGCCUGCGGCAGGGACCCGGGAACAAAGAAGGCCGGGCAGCCAAUGGCAGCCGGGCAGCUCCGGGCCGCCGCCAAUCACCGAGCGCCGCACGCACCUUCGCGGCCCGAGCGCGGCGCUGGCAAGGUGAGGGGCGGGGCCGCGUCCGGGGCGGCGCCCUGCGGAGUAAGCUCAGUGACCCUGACCUGGUCUCUGGAGGAUUCUCUGGGUGUCCACGGGCCGGCUUCUAAAGAGCUGGGAUCCAGCCUCCCUCUAGCUGAAGAUAGAGAAGAACUUUUUCCAUUUUGGCAGUUUGUACCUGUGUUUGCCCAGGACUUUUUAUUUGGGUCAAGGGGAAUAGUUAUCCCAAUACUAACUUCUCAGUUUAUUUUCAGGGCAAAGAGAGAAAAAAAAAAAAAGAGAGAGAGAGAUAUUGUAGGGAUCGUUAGGGAUUCCUGUGAUGGACCUUGGGCACUAAAUUCAAUAUUGCGUUGUGGAGAUGCCCUUUCCUCAAUUGCUUUUUUCCACAAACCCAAAUACUGUCAAAAAACCGUAUCUUACAUCCCUAAAGUCAGUGAAUAUUCUUAGAUUGUUUUGUGAGCAUUGGGUUGUUCAAAAGUAAAGAUGAUGUGAAUCACUUCAGAAACAGGUUGUGUCAUUCCUUUGGAAGCAGAGGGUUGCCCAUUGUCUCUGUGUGAGAUGGUGCUAGGCCUAUUGCGUGCUCCGGCUUUGAUGAAGCAGAGUCAUCACAUUGGUGCACCACAGCUUAAUUCAUUUCAUGCCCUAAUUCAGGAGCAACUGCAUCUAAUACCAUCAGAUUGGUGGGUCUGGAAGGAAGCCUAAAGAUUACUUAGUCUAGCUUCCUCACUUUGCAGGGAACUGAGGACUCCAGAGGUGCAGGGACCUUCCUAAUGUCUUAGCCUGUUGGGGACAGAGGCAUUGCUCAGGAAUCUAAACAACUUCUCAAAGAUGUUUGGGGCUGGAAGCACAGCAUGUUGACUAAAGAAAAAGAGCAGUCAAUUUUCUUCAAUUUGUGGUUAUGGCAAAAAAUAACAUUGCCCAGACAGCAGUUGACCUAAUUUGGCACCUACUUUUAAAAAUAACAAAACAAUAUAAAACAAACAAAAAUUCCCCUAUAAUGCAGAUAUUCAGGUCCAGAUGUAUAUCUACCUUGCCUCGAGAAAUUUGGUAGCUGAAAAUAUCCAAAAUUCAUUUUAGCCAAUAUUUGCAACUCUGCUUACUUGAUUAUUUGUUGACACAGAGCAUUGAUUUAUAAUGUGCAUGUUUCCUUUAUCCUAUUAAGAAUUAAAACUGAAAUUACCAAAA
This is a messenger RNA of Nomascus leucogenys (northern white-cheeked gibbon), 1494 nucleotides long. RefSeq lists its product as uncharacterized. The record is from RefSeq and is a predicted model, not a curated record. NCBI's taxonomy places the organism in Eukaryota, Metazoa, Chordata, Mammalia, Primates, Hylobatidae. The coding region runs from base 235 to 756 and encodes 173 amino acids. The transcript has a single exon.